CUGCCGCUGGCCCGCUGCGGUGCCGGCGCCAGCGACCCUCCGCGGCCCCGUGGUCCUCCGCCGCCUGCCUCCAUGGACUCUUUCGCCCCACCGCUGCCGGGGCGGCCCCGCGCGCGCUUCGCUGGCACCUCCGGCCGUGGGGCGGCCUCCGUCAGCUGCAGCCGACUCCGACAGGUUCAGAGCAUCCUGACACAGAGCAGCAAGUCUCAGCCCGAUGGGAUUCUCUGCAUCCUAGGAAUUGACAGCAGGUACAACGAGGGUUGCAGAGAGCUGGCAAAUUACCUUCUGUUUGGUUUGUACAGUCAGAAUACCACUGAUUUUGAGAAAACAGGAUUUUCUGAAGAAAUUCUAGAUGAUGUGAUUAUAUUGAUUAAAUCAGAUAGUGUCCAUCUAUACUGUAAUCCUGUCAACUACCAAUACCUUUUGCCUUAUGUAGCACAUUGGAGAAACCUACAUUUCCACUGUAUGACCGAAAAUGAGUAUGAGGAUGAGGAAGCAGCAGAAGAAUUUAAGAUCUCCAGCUUUGUGGACAUGGUUCGAGACUGCAGUAGAAUUGGUAUUCCUUACAGUUCCCAAGGUCACUUACAGAUAUUUGAUAUGUUUGUGGUAGAGAAAUGGCCAAUUGUACAGGCCUUUGCCCUCGAAGGCAUUGGAGGAGAUGGAUUUUUUACCAUGAAGUACGAGUUGCAGGAUGUGAGUUUGAGUCUAUGGAAUGUCUACAGCAGGAUGGAUCCUAUGUCUCUGGAGAAUAUGCUUUCAGAAGACUUGGUGGUGUUUGAGCAUCAGUGGACAAGCUUCUUUGCUAACUUUGACACAGAAAUCCCUUUCCUGCUGGAACUUUCGGAAUCUCAGGCGGGUGAGCCAUUCAGAAGCUACUUCAAUCAUGGAAUGAUCUCCAGCCAUAUUACUGAAAACAGCCCUCACCGACAGCCGUUUGUUCUCUUUGGUAACCACUCUACGCGAGACAACCUGAGUGCUGGCAGCUUCAACUUCCCUUCUGAGGGGCACCUGGUGCGCAACACUGGUCCUGCAGGGAGCUUUGCCAAACACAUGGUCGCUCAGUGUGUCUCACCAAAGGGACCUCUGGCAUGUUCAAGGACGUACUUUUUUGGCGCUACUCAUGUUCCUUACUUGGGUAAUGAUGACAAGCUGCCCAGGACAACUGAACAAAUUAGGCUCUUAUCCCAGAUAUAUGCUGCUGUUAUUGAGGCUGUUUUGGCUGGCAUUGCAUGCUAUGCUAAAACUUGCAGUCUGGCAAAGGCCAAGGAGGUAGCAGAGCACACUCUGGAAUCUGGGCUAGUGUUCCCUGAGUUGGUUCCAUUCAAAGCCGAUCUACGCUCCAAGGUGGCUUUUCAUAUACAUGCUGUGACUAACCAGGGAAGAAUUGUGCCUCUGGAUAAUGAAGAUAGCUUAUCCUUUGUGAAAACGGCUUGUAUGACCGUCUAUGACAUUCCUGACCUGCUGGGAGGAGGAGGAGGAGGAUGUUUAGGAUCUGUGGUCUUCUCAGAGUCAUUUUUGACGUCUCAGAUCCUGGUUAGAGAAAAGGGUGGCACUGUUACCCCAGAAACCAGCUACAUCAUCCUGACAGAGGCCAUCCCCAGAUUCUCUUCCUGGUUGGUGGAAGAUAAUGAAAUAAAAUUAUCUGAGAAAGCCCUGCAAGCAACAAGGGGGGACGAGUGUUUCUUGGGCACUUUGCUAACAGGAGGAAAAGGAGCAUAUCUUUAUUCCAGCAGUCCACAGUCCGGGCCUGAGGAAGGGAAUGUGCAUUUCUUCUCUGGUGGCCUUCUGUUUUCUCACCGUCAUCAUGGAAGUAUCAUCAUUUCCAAGGAUCACAUGAAUUCUGUGUCCUUCUAUGAUGGGGACUCCACCAGUGUGGUGGCCGCCCUUCUCAUCAACUUCAGAGGCUCACUGCUUCCUCAUCUCCCAGUUCAGUUCCAUGGAUCCAGCAAUUUCCUGAUGAUUGCCCUUUUCCCCAAAUCAAAGAUCUAUCAAGCCUUUUACUCAGAGGUCUUCUCCCCCUGGCAACAGCAGGAUAACUCAGGACUUUCUUUAAAAGUGAUCCAGGAAGAUGGAUUAUCUGUGGAACAAAAGAGAUUGCACUCCUGUGCACAGAAGCUCUUCAGGGCCCUGAGCCAUCCUGCCCAGGAGUGGAGCUCUCCCAAGCUGCUUGCGGCCAAACUCCCUGAGUUGGAGCGGUUUCUCCAGCACUUUGCUGUGGGCAGCAUUGGUCAGGAGCCUGUGAUGAGGACCCAUCUUCCAGACCUGCUGCAGGAGGCUGAAAUGAGCCCUGCUCACGGAUUAGAGAGUGACAAGAUAGUGACCACCAAACACUGUGGAUUAGAGAGUGACAAGGUCAUCAUCAGCAUUAUAACUGGUCUCCCUGGCUGUCAUGCUAGCAAGCUCUGUGCUUUCCUGGUCACUCUGCAUAAGGAGUAUGGCAGAUGGAUGGUAUACCGACAAAUCAUGGACAGCUCUGAAUGUUUCCAUGCUGCCCACUUCCAAAAAUACCUUUCCAAUGCCCUGGAGGCCCAGCAGAACCACUCUGUCCGCCAGUCAGCUUACGUCCGCAAGAAGACCAGACUGCUGGUGGUAUUACAAGGUUACACAGAUGUCAUUGAUGUUGUCCAGGCCCUGCAGACUCACCCAGACCCAAACGUCAAGUCCUACUUUACCAUUGGUGCGGUCACAGCGUGUGUGGAGCCCCUGAGCUGCUACAUGGAGCACAGAUUUCUCUUUCCUAAGUGUCUUGACCAGUGUUCACAAGGCCUGGUGAAUAAUGUGGUGUUUACCAGUCACGCAAUGGAACAGAGGCACCCUCUCCUUGUCCAGCUGCAGACCCUCAUCAGGGCUGCCAAUCCUACUGCAGCCUUCAUUCUUGCAGAAAAUGGGAUUGUUACGAGGAAUGAAGACAUUGAGCUGAUUCUCUCAGAAAACAGUUUUUCAAGUCCCCAGAUGCUACGCUCUCGAUACUUAAUGUUUCCUGGCUGGUAUGAAGGCAAAUUUGAUUCCGGAUCCGUCUUUCCAUUGAUGGUUCAGAUCUGUGUAUGGUUUGAGCGUCCUCUGGAGAAAACCCGCUUUGUGACCAAGUGUAAAGCCAUUCAGUCUUCCAUCAAGCCAAGUCCCUUCUCUGGAAAUAUCUACCACAUCCUUGGCAAAGUGAAGUUUUCAGAUUCUGAAAAGACCAUGGAGGUCUGUCACAACACUUUGACCAACUCCCUGAGCAUUAUGCCAGUUUUGGAGGGACCUACUCCACCACCCAACUCAAGAAGCACACCUCAAGACAGUGGGCAGCCAGAAUGCUACCUUGUGUUCAUUGGUUGCUCCCUGAAGGAGGACAGCCUCAAGGACUGGCUUCGACAGUCAGCUAAGCAGAGGCCUCAGAGGAAAGCUCUGAAAACCAGGGGAAUGCUGACCCAGCAGGAGAUCAAGACCAUCCAUGUGAAACGCCAUUUGGAUCCCCUUCCUGCAGGCUACUUUUACAAUGGCACCCAGUUUGUUAACUUCUUUGGGGACAAGACCGAUUUUCACCCACUCAUGGACCAGUUCAUGAAUGAUUACGUGGAAGAGGCCAAUCGGGAAAUUGAGAGGUACAACCGGGAGCUGGAGCAGCAGGAAUACCGCGACCUCUUUGAGCAGAAGCCCUAAAGAAAGCUGGGCCUGUGCCCACCAGAGAUGAAUGAAUGAAUGGGUGUCCAUCUUUCCUAGGAGGCCCCUCCUGAAGGGGCUGUCUCUGUCCUCCCUGGCCUGUGCCUGCCGUGUAGUACAUGUUGUCUUUAUUCUCCCUUCUCUCUGCACCCUCAGUGGGGGCUGUGCACAGGAUGAGCAGCUCUGGUGUCUGAUGAAGCAAUCUCCCUCAGACUGCUGGGCUGAGGAGAAGCCUUUGACUUGCACAGUGAUGCUGUUGGGAUUUAGAAGGAGCCCUGGUUGCCUAAGCAGUGGCCAGGCAGAGAUCUACAAUGCCUUCUAGAUGAAAGCACUUUUGUGGGAUGAAUGGAAGCAAGAUAGGUUGCUUCCUGGAAGUGUGAUGCCCCUGCAUUAAUAGCAGCACUCCCGGGGUUGGUCUAGGUGCUGCUGUGGCAUUGCUGUGCAUUCAGAGACAAGCAGACCUGCUGCCUAAGCCCUGGCAGUCCUGGCCUCCCAGUCAAGGUGAAUAUCCCUAACUGGUUAGUCUUGGGCCCAGGGUCUAAUCGUUUGGGAGCUGUUGGUCUCUGACAUCCAGCCUCGUCACUCUUUGUCAUGGAAGGCAAUACAUUUCAGAAAACCUCCCCCCGAAACUGCCCCUGAAUUUGUUUACUUGGUUCCUGGGGACCAGGAAUUUCAAGAAUUCUGAUAUCCAAAUUAGAAUCCCCUCCAGUGUUCCAGUGUUUUUUUUUUUUUUUUAGGUUGAACCGUACAGCAAAGGUGAAUUAGUUAGCAUCCCAAGACUGACCUUCCUAAUUAGAGUGGGGAACAAGGUCACUAAAGGGGACGUCUGCUAGGAUGUGAGAGCCUCUGCUGUUUGAACUAUAAACGUUUUCUGAGUUUCUUGGACUUCUUUGCAUGCCUUAGGAAGAAGCACAUAGGUAAAGCCAGCAUCGUGUUCUGUGAUGUGGAGAGACUUUGAGGAAGGGCCCUGGCACAACAGAGAGGUACAUGGAGCUUAUGAGGCCGUGCGCUCAUAACAGAGCUCUCUGGGCAAAAAGCAAAGUAAUAAUCAAGGCUUGUCAGUGAAAUAUACUUUUAUUAGGAAAAAAGCAUUUGAACAAAUGAGCCAAAUUACAAGUACCAUUUGGAUAAGAAAUCUUGCAUUGAGAGAGAAAGGCCCAUAUGCUCCAAUCUCAGCUCCAAAAUACACUGGUGACAAGGCUCUCCUGUCGAGCUCCAGUCUGGAAAUCCCCGACUUCUGGCUGGAGUUCAGUAGCAUAGAUCUUAAGUGCAAUUGAUUAAUAAGCAAUGACUUAUCUUCACCAAGCUCUUUUUAAAAACUAAAAUUUGAGCUAGCAGCCUUAGAAAAGGGAAAGGGGACCACAAAGCUAUUUCAUUUCCUUUGGGGGUGGGGGGAGAACCACAGGCCAUUUCAUUUCCUGCAGGGUUACUGUGAAAUUUUCAAUGGAAGCUCUGGAUUAAGAGCUCUGGCUGCUCUGGCCUGGCAGUCUGGCUGCUGCACAAAGUGUUUUUAAAGAGGGGUUGGGGCCACGCUGUGUGUGAACUUGGUUUCUGACCACUGUCAUAGCAAUGUGCUUUCACCAACCUGCCCCACUGCCCCGUUCUCUCAUCAGAGGGAAAACUGAUUACCUCAACACGAUUAUAAAACUGUGGGUUUGAAGAAAAGGCGGAAUAUUCAGAAAUUCUUUGCCAGCUGAAGCCUCCAUAGAUGUUCCCAGCCUGCUCGGGAGUCUAGAGGGGCCCAGCAACCACACACUGUGAGUUCUUUGAGGACCAGGAGAGGGCCAGGCUUCUCCUGGACUGUCCCCUACAACCUGUGCGUCUCUUGACUUUGACGAUGCGAUUGGAUGAUCCACUUUGACCUUUGGGUCAAACAGUGUGGUCUGAAGCCAUCUCCUGAGGAAAAGCGUGGCUCUGUUUCAGCCUUUGAUCUUAGAAGUGGAUAGAUAGCAGGGACCCAGCAAGGGUUUUAGGGAUCAGUUCCCAGGACAGGCAAAGUCCUCCAGGGGCUUUUGUGCUUUCCACCAGCUUCCCUAGUAGCAGCUUCAGUUUUAUCACCAGAGUGAGUGUGAUAGUGGUGAAGUCACUGAAGUUAUGGGUUGUUUGUUUUAAUGUGGGAUUUCCCCUUGAUGAUUGGAGGGAGGAAGCAAAUAUAGGAGCCAGGUUGGCCCCACCAAGCCCUCAGGCUCUUGGACCUGAGGCCUGAACACUAGCCCUUUAGGCUGUGAUCAGUACAAAUGUCCCUCCUAAAUCCUGUUAGGAUUUUGGAGAAUUUUUGCACAGUAAUAAGCUCUGGCUUCUCAAAAGGGAAAAGUUCAACUCAAAGACUAAACUGUUAAGUAUUCUAGCCGUGCUGCUAACUAGUUGAUAGCUGUACCUCAAAAACUGGUGGGAGGUGGCUUUCUCACUGUCCCUCAGUCAGAUACUAAUGGAAGAGCUCCCUUACGUGCCAAAAUUCACUUUUAUACUAGUUUUUCAAUGCUUUAAUAUUUGUAACUUAAAUUUUACAAAUUCAUAUUUACAAACACUACUAUAACUUCAGUGAAACUGAACUGUGUGAUUGAAGCUUUUUGCUUAUUAUAGUAUUUAUUACACUACUUAAUUCAGUAAAUAUAUAAAAGUAGCCUUCAAUUUAUUUUUAUAUUAUUUUACAUGUUUUUACCUGCAGUUGUGUCUGUGAAUUUCCCUUGGAUAUUAAGAUGUAAUGCUAAGGACCAAUAAACUGUCACUCAACAA
This is a messenger RNA of Mesocricetus auratus (golden hamster), 6381 nucleotides long. It is a transcript of the gene Dnaaf9, whose product is annotated as dynein axonemal assembly factor 9. The transcript is spliced from 37 exons. Bases 73 to 3645 code for a protein of 1190 amino acids. The record is from RefSeq and is a predicted model, not a curated record. Lineage: Eukaryota; Metazoa; Chordata; Mammalia; Rodentia; Cricetidae.